UGUACGGACUGUAGGCUGGGAUUGGGUCCGAAUUCCGUUUCAGAGGCUGACUCGUUAACCUGGAUCCGAACUCAGAGAACCUUGACAGCGUCUUUUUCUUGUAUAGCUGGAUGUUUAAAUAUGUUCAUUUAUUUAGAGAGCCUUUUUUAGUCACCGGUAAGGGAACUUUCCUUUAAACUCUGUUGCAGAACAAAGGAUAAUACCAUUGACUGCACGCUAAAUGCCCUAAAAUAAUAUAAGUAAGCACGCUUAUAUUGCAUGUGUUACGUUCAGAUUUAUCAUAUUUUAGGUUGAUCGUAACAGAGCCUGUUGUUCUAAGCCAGUGUUGUUGUUUAGUAGCAGCAUUUCAUCUCUGUGCUCAGCUCACAACAAGCUUCUUCCUCCGCUGCAUCAAUCCGGUUAAAUUUAGUUUACUCGGGAAAAUGAUGCGGAUACCCAGAGGCGUCUCUCCCGCCCCGGCUCGGCCGCCGAUGGGGCUCUCCUGCUCUCAGCAGAAGAUGAAGGUUUUGACCACCGGCGGAGUGAAGACCGAGCUCUUCUGCACCGGACUGUCCAGCCCGCCGAUGAGCACGGUACCGGUCGGAUACUUCACCCAGAUCGGGAACACGACAGCGGCCGAACAAAGAGCCAACAGUCUGUACUCAACCCCCCACGGACCGGACGCGAAACCCAUCAGAUCAUCCUCCGGGCGGCUGCCGGCAAAAAGGAAGCUGGACCUGGAAGACCCUCUCUACCUGCCCGAGUUCCGCACACCCAAGGGCAAAAGUAGCCUCGCAGCAGGACUACCAAGCCCACGAACUCCAAAGUCUCCAGGCGAGCGGACGCGCUACGACACUUCGUUGGGCUUGCUGACCAAGAAGUUUGUGGGACUGAUCGCAGAAUCUCCUGAUGGAGUUCUGGAUCUCAACUGGGCUACUGAAGUUCUGGAGGUCCAGAAGAGGCGGAUCUAUGACAUCACCAACGUCCUAGAAGGGGUCCAGCUCAUCCGAAAGAAGUCGAAGAACAACAUCCAGUGGCUGAUGGGAAAUGUUUUUGAAGGCGGUGUUGCUGGGGGUGAAAAGGCCUUUGCUCUGAAGAGAGAACUGGGAGACCUGGAGAGAGCGGAGAGAUCCCUGGAUGACCUGAUUCAGUCCAGCACCACUCAGCUCAAACAGCUCACAGAGUUCAAAGACAGCCAGAAUCUGGGCUAUGUGACGUACCAGGACAUCCGCUCCAUCGCCAGUCUCCGAGAUCAGACGGUUAUUGCUGUCAAAGCUCCUGCUGAGACCAAGCUGGAGGUGCCAGACACUGCUGGGGGCUCAUUGCAGAUCUAUUUAAAGAGUAGGAAUGGCCCUAUAGAAGUUUACCUGUGCCCUGAGGAAGGACUUGAAGAUGCGAGCCCUGUUAAAAGUGCUGUCACCCCUAAAAAGGAAAACCUCGAGUUACCAGUUACGACCCCAGCAGCACAACAAGUCCAGAGUGUAAAAGAGGAGGCUGUAGAAGUGAGUGUAUCCACUGCAGCUCCACCUCCAGACACCUCCUCAACAGCUACAUCUGCUCCCCCUCUGCUCGACGUCGAGGGUCUUCUGGGUUUGCCUCCGAGUAUUCUUCAGAUCACAGAGGACCAGCUGCCUGGCGCCUCGUUCACCACAGACCCCAACACUCCCUUUGUCAGCUUCUCUCCAUCUCUAGACCACAGCGACUACCUCUGGAGCCUGGAGGAUAGCGAAGGGGUGUCGGAUUUCUUCGACACCUACGAUCUCGGAGACUUAUUGAAGAGCUGAGGCUGAAAAUGAAGGGGGGGCCAAUGAUGUAGGAAAAAUAUGGGAAAUAUUUAAAGGAAUGCCUGAUUGAGGCAAAUAAUAUUACACUAUGAAGCCAUUGCCUAUUUUUAUUACUUUAGAGCCAGUUGUUGGAUGUACAGUGUAAACCAUUUGAACGUAUUGGGGUGACUGAGCUGGCGUGCAGUCAAGAGUUGAGCCGCCUCUAAGAACUAGGAAGCAAUCUUAAAUCGCGGGGAUUUUGGGGGUUUGGAGGAACAUUUUUAUACAGUGCUGAGAUUAGAAACUUAAAUCAAAAGAGGAGGAGCUUAUGUAUGCAUACCAUUUCAUGUGGAGAAAAUGUGAAUGUUGGUAUGAAGCGAGGUUUAAUGUGACCCAACUCAGGAUUUCUUUUUCCCCCAAAGCCUAAAAGGAUUUGACCUAUAGGGGGCAGUCUGGGAUUAUGUCAGCUUUAACUCUAUUGCAGCUUUAUGGGAUUUUAACACUGGAUAAAAGUAAGCUGUAGCCGCAGCUUUGAUUCAGUUUUCACUUGUAUCACAACAAGCUGUGAUUUAGUCCAGCCUCUUAUGUCUGUGUGAAAUUUGUGCAGAGUUACUGGACGUACCAUGUCUGAUUUUAAAGGUGCUCAUGUUGCUUUUGUCCCAUCAGGUUUACUGUUCCCUGUCUGAAGUUUAGUAUCAGGUCCUGUAUGUGUUCGGUGCCAAAGCUGUGCCAACUGAGACCGAACGCCCUGUUUGAUGAUGUAAAUGAUAGCUACGCUGAGAAGCAAUCACUGACGCUCUCUGGUUUGGCAGCUUUGAUUCUAAUCUGGUAGCUUCCUGUUAAUCUGACUUCUGGAUUUUGCAGUUCAAAACCACUAUUGUAUUUCUAAUUAAACAUUCUAAAAUCAAUUGAAAAUAGCACUUGUAUUACAGGUGAGGUGGGAGUGGGGGUUUAUUAAACGUUUUUCUGGAAGCGUUCCAGAGAUUUGAACAUUUGAAUUUCAUGCUGAAGUUUAUUUUUUGGCUUUCCCUCUCCAAUGCAGAGAUAAGCUACCAGCCCUGUCCUAACAAAACUUGAAAAAUGUGUUUGUGUGUUUGGCAGCUUGGUAUAUGGGUGUCCUGGUGUGUUUGUGUGUGAGUUUUUAUUGAAUAGAAUAGAGAAUGUAAUUUGAAAAUUUGUAGAAUAUUUUUUUUUUAAUGAGCAUUUUUUUGUUGUUGGUAUUUGUACAUAAAUUCAUUUGUAUUUAUACCAUUUUUUUCAGGAUUUUUGACUGUUUUAUAAGACUUGCAGCACUUAAUAUUUUUUUAAUAUUGUGUGUUCUGUUUGAAGUUAUUGAAUAAAUACUUUGUUUACAGUU
Messenger RNA from Girardinichthys multiradiatus, 3099 nucleotides. RefSeq names its product E2F transcription factor 2 (gene e2f2). Gene Ontology annotation, cellular component: RNA polymerase II transcription regulator complex. The record is from RefSeq and is a predicted model, not a curated record. NCBI's taxonomy places the organism in Eukaryota, Metazoa, Chordata, Actinopteri, Cyprinodontiformes, Goodeidae. Gene Ontology annotation, biological process: regulation of transcription by RNA polymerase II. The coding region runs from base 423 to 1763 and encodes 446 amino acids. Gene Ontology annotation, molecular function: RNA polymerase II cis-regulatory region sequence-specific DNA binding; protein dimerization activity; DNA-binding transcription factor activity, RNA polymerase II-specific. The transcript has 7 exons.